Molecule: messenger RNA, 2229 nt
Organism: Chanos chanos (milkfish)
Lineage: Eukaryota; Metazoa; Chordata; Actinopteri; Gonorynchiformes; Chanidae
Product: complement component C9
Exons: 11
Coding region: 44-1792 (582 amino acids)
Biological process (GO): complement activation
Cellular component (GO): membrane attack complex
Molecular function (GO): protein binding
Source: RefSeq, a predicted model, not a curated record
CUCACCGCGCCAGAAGGCAGAUCCUCUCAACGUGACUCUCGCUAUGUGGGUUUGGACAGCUCUUUGUGUGGUGGCAUGUGUUUUGCGUCCAGCUGUUGCUCUUAGCGAAGCUAAACCUCUGCAUAGUAGCACUACUCAUAAUGCCAGUGACCCAACAGCUGUGAACUGCGUGAUGACGCCAUGGUCUGACUGGAGCUCCUGUGACCCCUGUACCAAGACCAAGUAUCGCUCCAGAAGUAUUGAAACAUUUGGUCAGUUCGGUGGUGAACCAUGCAUGGAGCCUGUUGGUAAUCGAGAAUCGUGCGUUACUUCGACCAAGUGCAAGGAGGAACCGAAGCCUGUCUGUUCCAAGUCAGAGUUCCAAUGUGAUUCAGGGAUGUGUAUAAAGAAACGUUUGGCGUGUAACGUUGAUGAAGACUGUGAUGAUGGCUCAGAUGAAUGGGACUGUGAAAGAGAGAGGUCUCCAUGUGGGAACACUAACAUACCUUUGGUUUUUGCAGCCAGUGAGGCUGGAGCAGGUGUGAACAUCCUGGGUUCUGAACCUCGCCUGAAUGCCUUUAAUAACAAGAAUUUCAAUGGCUAUUGCUAUCGUGCGAGGCAUCCCAGCACGAUGGAAACUGAGAGGUUGCCAUGGAAUAUUGCCGUCCUUGAGUACGAAUCAAAAGUGGAAGAACAGACGUCAAGAAAAAUCUAUGAGGACACAUACUCUCUGAUUAAAGACAUUAUGGAUGAGAGUGCUUUUGGAGCUGGGUUAGGACUGUCCUUUAAGUUUGUACCCACUGAGACUUCCCGUGCUGUCGCAGUGAAUUACGAAAGGAAAGAUGUGAUUAAAAAGAUCACAGACUACAGCACAAUAAAGAAUAAAAGCUUCAUACGGAUGAAAGGCAAAGUGCAGGUGAUGACAUACAAAAUGAGAACGCAAAGCCUGAUGCUGUCCAAGACUUUCCUUGAUGACGUAAAGCAACUUCCGACGGAAUAUGAGAAGGGCAGAUAUUUCCGCUUCAUGGAGGAUUAUGGCACGCACUACACCACAAGCGCGGGGACCGGCGGAGAGUACGAACUCGUCUACGUCAUGAACUCAGAAACGGUCAAGAAAAAACAGAUCACAGAGAAGGUCCUGUCAGACUGUCUGAAGGUUACAGUGCUCCUUCGGCUUUCUAAUAGACGUGAACAAAUAGACAUCAAACCAGACAUCUGCAAAAUUGUGACAAAAAAACAAGAAGACAAAGUUCAGGAUAAAGAAACACGCCUGAUUGAAGAUGUUAUAACCUCUGUGAGGGGGGGCACACCUGAGACAGUUGAGGCAAUAAAAAGUAAGAUUUCAAAGGAUGGGGUGCUGGAUCUUUCCCACUAUGUUGAAUGGGCAAAGAGCCUUGGUGUCAAACCAACAACUAUAUACAACAAGCCGGAGCCUAUCUAUACCCUCAUUCCUGUGGAUAUGGACGGAGCUCAGGAGCGCAGGACAAACCUGCGACGGGCUCUGGAUGACUACGUGGCAGAGUACAGUGUGUGUAAGUGCCAGCCUUGUCAGAAUGGUGGCACCGUCUCCCUAGUCGACGGCAAGUGUGUGUGUCUCUGUCCAAAGGAGUUUGAUGGCAUAGCCUGCCAGAAUUUACGCGCUGACCUGAUCAAAGCUAUAAAUGGAACUGUCUCUCAGAUGGGGAACUGGGCUUGUUGGUCUGGCUGGUCGUCAUGCAGUGCAGGCAAACGCACACGCACACGAACCUGCAACACAGAGGGGCUCGUGGGUGCAUCUUGCAAGGGAGACACACGAAGCGAAGACUACUGCUGAAACACACAGAACAUACACAAAUCCUUUACUGACAUGCUAACGCACAAGCAGUACAUUAAAAGCUGGUACACACAUCUUCAUGUGUGUCCAUCACUGUUUUCAUUCAUGUGUUUUACAACCGUGUGCAUGUGCAUCUUUUUAGAGCCAAUGUGUGCCAAGCAUAUCAGAAUUCAUGAUCAAACCCUCUUGGUUCAUGACAUUGUAUUAACCAUGAUUACCAAAGCAAAAAACUGGUCUUGGAUCAGCAGUCUUCUUCUGAGAAAUGUAGCACAUGUUUGACCUCUGGACUUCAGUGCGGUGUUCUUGAUAGGGUGAUUUAACUCAAAUGCUUAGCUGUCAGUCCAUGCAUUGCACAUUUCUGAAGAUAUGCUAAGAUAUAUAUCUCUAUAUAUACUGUAUAAGUCUUUAACUCUCGCGAAUAACAUUUCAAUACAAUG